AUGCAUCACAAAGAAGAAAGCAAACGCAUGUUAUUCGAACUGGAAUUCCUUGGAACGAGACUACACGACACCUGUUCUACUCAGCAACCUUGAUCUGGGAAUUCGACAGAAGCUCGCAGCUCUCACCGGAGAUUAAAAGCCUCCUGUAUUUCGACGCUCAUCGACAUGGGCGAGAGGCGCAAGCAUGAUGCAACAACGAAGAGAUGAGAUUCUGGCGAAGAAGGCCAAGCUCGCGGAGCUGAAGCGGCAAAGGGAACUCCGGACGAGGGAAAUAUCCACCAGUAGGCAGAGCAUAGGUAGUUCCAGUGACCUCACAGUUCCACCCGCAAGUCGAGCAGAUAAUCGCGAAGAAUUAGACAAGUACAUCUCGUCGAUAUUAGUGUCUGGAGAUAAGAGUAGGCCAGGCUCGACUGGCCCUGGAGGAGCUGGUUCUCCGGCUCAGAAAGGCAGUCGUCCCAACAGCGUUCUAAGUGCUGGAGAGCUUAGCAACGAAAACUCGGAACCAUCUGUUAACCAUGCCCAACACCCUCAGUCCCUCUCGAUAUCUACCCAGACCCUCACGACCGUUCCUCUAUCCACCGUCUACGAAUUUCAACCAUCACCAGUAAAGGAAGUCUUCUCUUACAGUAAAGGAGUACAAACGACAGAAGAAUGGGGCACACAGACAUCACGUCCAAAGGCAGUGGAAGAUGAGGAUGAAGACGAUGGCGACUUACCCGUCACUGCAACGCCCAACAAGAGACUUAGUAGGCGAAUGCGAGAUCGAGAGGAAGAACUACGAGAGAACAUUCGAAGGGAGAUCGAGGAAGAGCUCAAGGCAGCCCAAGAGUUGACAGUGGAUGGGCCUCUGAAGAUCUCAACAAACACUGUCAAAGCCAAUUUCCCAGCCAGAGCCCUCACAAGUGAAGAGCUGAAUGCUGUCACAUCAUCUGAUGAUUUCAUGGACUUCGUAGAGAGAUCCAGCAAAGUCAUUGAAAGAGCUUUGGAUCAGGAAUAUGAUAUUUUGGCAGACUAUGCACUCAGCGGAACGAACGGGGUAGAGGAUGAAGACGACGUGUAUGGCACAGGAAAAGGUCGCCGGAGAGUUAAGGAAGUUGCUCAAUUCUACGAUGAACGAUGGUCGAAGAAGAGAAUGGUCAGUGACAUCAACUUCUCGCCCAAGUUUCCAGAACUCGUCCUUGCAGCAUAUACCAAAAAUCCUUCGGCACCGCAUGAACCAGAUGGACUUGUCCAGGUAUGGAACAUGCAUCUCCACGAUCGACCAGAAUUUGUGUUUCACGCACAGUCAGAUGUUUUAGCGGCCAAAUUCUCACCAUUCCACCCAAAUCUCAUUAUUGGAGGGUGCUACAGCGGCCAGGUUUUGCUCUGGGACACGAGAGCCAAAUCAUCACCAGUACAAAAGACGCCUCUCACGGGCUCAGGACACACUCACCCUAUCUACUCCGUCGACAUAGUUGGCACUCAAAAUGCCAACAACAUCAUUUCCUGCUCAACCGAUGGCGUCGUCUGUGGCUGGACGGUAGACAUGCUUGCUCAACCACAAGAACUCCUCACACUCACCACUCCACCACCUGCCAAGACUGAAGAUCUCUCUCCAACAUGUAUGGCCUUCCCGCAAACGGAUCCAACUUAUUUCCUCGUAGGUUCCGAGGAAGGCACAAUCUUCCCCUGCCACCGCUAUGAUCGUGCUGGGGCGAAGGCAGGAGUCGAUCAACGAGUCAGCUAUCGUGGUCAUGCAGCACCAGUUAUGUCUAUUGACUUUCAUCCUGCCAGAGGACCAGUUGAUCUUGGCGAUCUCGUCCUCUCUUCCUCCCUUGACUGGAGUGUCAGGCUGUGGAAAGUCCGUGCACCUGCUGCAACAUCCACAACUGGAAUCACAGGCGAGGGCCACUCGGUGAUCCCUAUCCUCGACUUUACCCGUGAAGAUGUCGUCUACGACGCUGCAUGGUCGCCAGUAAAGCCUGGUGUGUUCUCUCUAGUUGAUGGUGCAGGCAAUCUCGAAGUCUGGGACAUUACUGUGGAUAUCGAGGUCCCGCUUUCCAAAGUCUCGCCCAGUAGCAGAAAGGGAGGAAGAAGCAUGAUGUCAAAGAGUCUAAAUAAGCUUGCUUGGGAAGAAACAGAAGGCAAGAGAAUAGCAACAGGGGGUAUCGACGGUACUGUCACUGUAUUUGAAGUCGGCCCUGAUCUAGGAGGCAAAGAGAGUGCCAGAAAUGAAGAGUGGACAAAUGUCAAGAAACUCAUUGCGAGAUUGGAAAGUACGGCUGCUGGAGUGGUCGCUAAUGGCGUGAACGGGGUAUAGGCUACAGUACAUACUCUGAGGAGAUAUCGAGAACAGAUGGAGGCAAGAUUCCGAUCAUAAGUGCUGUAUGGUAGAUGUGGCGUUGCGUGUGCAUAUACCCCAACCAAAUCGAGGUUUUUCAUUUGUUAUUGCAUAGGCAUUAGUGGUUGCGCAUCAAACAGAUCCUUUGUCUCCAGUCUCCUUUUCAAUACUUGCACUUCUUGUUUCUUCCCGACUUGAUCAUCUCUACUUCACUGCUCUCACUUCUGUCCCGCACUUGCCAUGUCAGUCACGAAGUUGCAGUUGGGGGCCAAAUUGUGCCUCUUCUCUCACUCCACAAUUAGACUAGCCCACUCAGUUCAAGCCAGCUGAAAAU
Molecule: messenger RNA, 2654 nt
Organism: Mollisia scopiformis
Lineage: Eukaryota; Fungi; Ascomycota; Leotiomycetes; Helotiales; Mollisiaceae
Product: cytoplasmic dynein-like protein 1 intermediate chain 2
Exons: 2
Coding region: 185-2299 (704 amino acids)
Biological process (GO): transport along microtubule
Cellular component (GO): cytoplasmic dynein complex
Molecular function (GO): dynein light chain binding; dynein heavy chain binding
Source: RefSeq, a predicted model, not a curated record